Molecule: messenger RNA, 2121 nt
Organism: Acanthisitta chloris (rifleman)
Lineage: Eukaryota; Metazoa; Chordata; Aves; Passeriformes; Acanthisittidae
Gene: SELP
Product: selectin P (granule membrane protein 140kDa, antigen CD62)
Biological process (GO): heterophilic cell-cell adhesion; leukocyte tethering or rolling; response to cytokine
Cellular component (GO): external side of plasma membrane; membrane
Molecular function (GO): oligosaccharide binding; sialic acid binding; calcium ion binding
Source: RefSeq, a predicted model, not a curated record
AUGGUGUUGUGGGUGGAGGUGGGUGCCUGGACAUACCACUAUAGUGACCAAGGGGACUACAUGUGGGAGCAGGCCAGGAAUUACUGCCAGACCUUCUUCACUGACUUGGUGGCGAUCCAGAAUAAGCUGGAAAUCGAGUACCUCAACAGGACCCUGCCCUUCCAUGCGCGCUACUACUGGAUUGGCAUCCGCAAGCUGGGUGGCACCUGGACCUGGGUGGGCACCAGGAAGGCACUGACGAAGGAGGCUGAGAACUGGGCAGUUGGGGAGCCCAACAACCGCCGCUCCAACCAGGACUGCGUGGAGAUGUACAUCAAGCGGCCGCGGGAGUCGGGCAAAUGGAACGAUGAGCCCUGCAGCCGGCGGAAGAAGGCACUGUGCUACCGGGCCUCCUGCCAGCCCUUCUCAUGCAGCCAGCAUGGAGAGUGUGUGGAAACCAUCGGGAGCUACCGCUGCGAGUGCUACCCUGGCUUCCACGGCCCUGAGUGUGAGGAUGUUGUGCAGUGUGCCAAGCUGGAGCCCAAGGGAGUGCACAUGAACUGCAGCCAUCCCUACAAAGACUUCGGCUACAACUCUACCUGCUUCUUUGAGUGCCAGGAGGGGUUCAAGCGGCAAGGGGCAGCCAUGCUGCAAUGCCUGCCCUCCCAGCAGUGGUCAGCAAACACCCCCAUGUGCACAGCUGUCCUAUGCCCAUUGCUGGCCGGCCCUAAAAGGGGCUGGGUUAAUUGGUCACACACAUACACACAGGGCAUGUUCACCAAUAGAUACCUCUGGGGAUUCUCCAUCACCUGCCCAGUGCUCAGCCCAGAGAGCCGUGAGUGCACAGCCACAGGGACGUGGACGGGGAAUGCUGCACACUGUGAAGCCAUCACCUGCCCAGUGCUCAGCAUUCCAGACUGGGGAGAGCUGAACUGCUCCCACCUCCAUGGACAUUUCUCCUUUGGCUCCACAUGUGCCUUCUCCUGUCCAGACUGGGGAGAGCUGAAUUGCUCUCACCUCCAUGGAGAUUUCUCCUUUGGCUCCACAUGUACCUUCUCCUGCCAGACAGGGUUUGCACUGGUGGGGUCAGACAGUCGCAAGUGCACAGCCACAGGGACAUGGACAGGGGAUGCAACACGAUGUGAAGCUAUUGCCUGCUCAGUGCUCAGUGCUCCAGACCAGGGAGAGCCACCAGAGCAGGGAGAGCUGAAUUGCUCCCAUCUCCAUGGCAACUUCACCUUCGGCUCCACAUGUGCCUUCUCCUGCCAGAGAGGGUUUGUGCUGAUGGGGGCAGAGAGCCGUGAGUGCACGGCCAUGGGGACCGACUGUGAGUGCAUGGCCACAGGAGUCUGGACUGGGGACACACCACGCUGUGAAGCUGUUGCCUGCCCAGUGCUCAGUGCUCCAGACCGGGGAGAGCUGAACUGCUCCCAUCCCCACAGAGACUUUGGCUUUGGCUCCACAUGUGCCUUCUCCUGCCAGACGGGAUUUGCACUGGUGGGAUCAGACAGUCACAAGUGCACAGCCACAGGGACAUGGACAGGGGAUGCAACACGCUGUGAAGCCAUCAAAUGCUCAGCACUGACCACCCCCAAGAUGGGCCAGGCUGCAUGCUCCCACCCCUAUGGAGACUUCACCUUUGGCUCCACGUGUGCCUUCUCCUGCCAGAUGGGGUUUGUGCUGAUGGGGCCAGAGAGCAUUGAGUGCACGGCCAUGGGGACCUGGACUGGGGACACCCCACAAUGCAAAGCCAUCAGCUGUCCAGUGCUGGACCCCCCCAGCAGAGGCCAGCUGAGCUGCUCUCACGUGCAUGGGAACUUCACCUACAACUCCACGUGCACCUUCUCCUGUGAGGAGGGGUUUGUUCGGAUGGGAGCAGAGGUGCUCUGGUGCGAGGCUACAGGAAACUGGACCAGUCAUCCCCCAGUCUGUGCAGAGGAUGGUGCCUUCUUAAAGGAAGUCCUGGCUUACAGCAGUGGCACAGCCCUGGCAGUAGCUGGUGUUGUGCUGUCUGGGGGUCUCAUUGCCCUCCUUGUCAAGCGGCUCAGUGAGAGAGAGGAGAAGAAGAGGCUUCUGAACCCCACUAGCGAUCUAGGAUCGCCGGGCACCUUCACCAACGCAGCCUACGAUGCCAACCUGUGA